Messenger RNA from Crotalus tigris (Tiger rattlesnake), 927 nucleotides. Its product is annotated as olfactory receptor 14A16-like. Bases 13 to 927 code for a protein of 304 amino acids. Gene Ontology annotation, cellular component: membrane. The transcript has a single exon. The record is from RefSeq and is a predicted model, not a curated record. Lineage: Eukaryota; Metazoa; Chordata; Lepidosauria; Squamata; Viperidae. Gene Ontology annotation, biological process: G protein-coupled receptor signaling pathway. Gene Ontology annotation, molecular function: olfactory receptor activity; G protein-coupled receptor activity.
CAUAAAUGAAACAUGGAGAAUCAAACCACAAUGUCUUAUUUUCUGCUGCUGGAAUUCUCAAAAAAUCGGCAUUUGCAGCUUUUGCAUUUCUUCUUCUUCUUUGUGUUAUAUCUGGCAACUAUAACAACAAAUUUUCUCAUCAUCUCUGCAGUAGCUUUUGAUCAUCGACUGCACAGCCCCAUGUAUUUCUUUCUCAUGAAUUUAGCUCUGCAGGAUCUGGGCUCUGUUUCAGUCAUUGUGCCCAAAUCAAUGAUAAAUUAUAUCAUGGACACCAGACGCAUUUCUUACUUUGGUUGUGUUGCUCAAAUCUUUUUCUUUCUAUCCUUUGGAGCUUCUGAUUUCUCCCUCCUGACUGUCAUGGCAUAUGAUCGGUAUGUUGCCAUUUGCCAUUCAUUGCAUUAUGAGAUGGUGAUGAAUUGGAAAUACUGUAUUGAAAUAAUAAUUCUAAUAUGGGUUACCGGUCUCUUCUAUGGAAUGUUGCAUACCAUUAGUACUUUUUCUGUUCUGUUUUGUUCUAAUGUGGUCAGCCAAUUCUUCUGUGAAAUUCCACAAUUGCUAAAACUAUCCUGCUCUGGAUUAAAUCUUCUUGAAGUUGGAAUUGUUGUAUCCAGUAUUAUUGUUGGAGUAGGUUGUUUUAUUUUUAUAGUUGUAUCUUAUGCAGUGAUAUUCAUGGCAGUGUUAAGAAUUCCUUCUGAACAAGGAAGGCAAAAAGCUUUAUCCACCUGUAUUCCCCAUCUUACAGUAGUGUCAAUGUUUUUAUUAACUGGAUGCUUUGCCUAUCUGAAACCUUCCUCUAACACUCCAUCUUACAUAGAUUUGGGGUUGACUGUUCUGUAUGCCCUCCUUCCACCUCUGUUCAAUCCAAUCAUCUAUAGCAUGAGAAAUAAGAACAUCAAAUGUGUCCUUUCUCAACUGUGGAGAUUGUGA